AUGUUUCUAUCGAAUAGUACGUUAUAUAAAGUUAGUGUAUUACAUGCCAAUAAGAUUAUUCCAGUAUGUAUUGAUUUAUAUGACUGGAAAGCAACUAAAGAAGCUGUCAGACCACAUCUUACAACUCAAUUAUUACUUAAUAAUAGUGUCGUUGCUAUCCUUCAUUCCCUUUUAGAAGUUAAUUCCAAUGGUUCUGAUGCAUAUGAAAUAGCACGUGAUUUAGUUGAACGCGAAAUGUCUAGUUUGGCUGUUAAUGUAUCAGGUCAAGCAGCAGCAGCAGUUGAUGGCUUAACACGUGUAAUGACAAUGAAAUUAGGUCCUCAUUAA
Adineta steineri is the source of this 327-nucleotide messenger RNA. NCBI's taxonomy places the organism in Eukaryota, Metazoa, Rotifera, Eurotatoria, Adinetida, Adinetidae. The record is from the annotation of a GenBank genome assembly.